Molecule: messenger RNA, 3295 nt
Organism: Megalops cyprinoides (Indo-Pacific tarpon)
Lineage: Eukaryota; Metazoa; Chordata; Actinopteri; Elopiformes; Megalopidae
Product: disks large-associated protein 3-like
Exons: 12
Coding region: 198-3242 (1014 amino acids)
Biological process (GO): signaling
Cellular component (GO): postsynaptic specialization; glutamatergic synapse
Molecular function (GO): molecular adaptor activity
Source: RefSeq, a predicted model, not a curated record
CCUGGCUUUACAAAGAGGCGCCUGCGAGCUUUCACAAGCAAAGGCUCUGGGAGGAGCUUGUGACUGAGUGACCAGAGAGGACGUCGGCUCUGCAAGGAUGGACACAGCUUUUCCCCCUUUGAGGAAGUAAUUUCGGCCAAGCCCUGUCCCGCUCACAGCGCCCCCUCUCGGCCCGGGCAGCCCAUCAUGCCCCGGCCAUGAAGGGGUACCAUGUGAGCCGAAGCCUCUCCCAGCAUGCCCCGGGGCCCUGUCACUGCGGCCCGGAGGACUUUGAGGUGCCGCGUGACUAUGUGCCCCACCCUCACGACUACCAGGGGCACAAUGAUCUCCCCUACUACCCGCCAGGGGCGCCCCACGAGCUUCCGCCGCGCAGGAUGCCCGCCUACGGAGGGGGCACCUUCCCCCGUUCGCACCCGGUGCAGCAGCCUUACGACCCCCGCGGGGAGGUCCUGGCGCAGCACCCCCACUCGUCCCGCAAGAUGCACCGCGGGCCGCCCCACCCACACGAGCCGCUGGAGAGGCAGAUGGACGGGUUCCACACGCUGCAGUACCAGCGCGCGGCCAGCGGGGAGCAGCGCAGCGACAGCCCCAGCCGCAUCCGCCACCUGGUGCACUCCGUCCAGCGGCUCUUCACGAAGUCCCACUCCCUGGAGGCUCCCUCCAAGCGUGAGUACAACGGCCCCCGCUCCGAGCACCGCGAGAGGCGGGAGAGGGGCGGCGGGAGCAGGGGGGAGGAGGCAGGGGGAGGCGGCGGGCACCACCACCCCCCUGCCCAGCGCGUGCCCCGCUCUGCCCGGCGCAGUAAGAGCCACGACCGCAGCAAGAGCAGGGACUCCCACCACCGCAGCAGGACCGCCGGCUGGUGGAGCUCUGAUGACAACCUAGACAGUGACAGCGGCUACCUGGUGGCCAGCAGGGGGCGGCGAGGGGUGCCCCCAGGUCACCAGACCCUAGAGGGGGCCAUCCAGGACCUAACGCUGAGGGGCCUGAAGUCUAGAGGUCCCCCAGGGGAGUGUAUGUCCUGCUCGUCCUCAGCCCUCACAGGGGACCCUGGGCACUCUCUGAAGAAGAGCGCCUGGGCACCUAUGGCACCUGGCCAUGGGCGGGAGGUGUACCCUGCCGUUGGACCAGGGUAUGACAAGGCACUGGUGCCCCUUGAGUCUAAAGCUAAGGAGCGCGGCUACCACUACCUACAGGUGCCCUCAGAGGAGUGGGGCGGAGCCUAUGUGGGCGGGGCUCCAGAGGGUGUGGGGGAGAUCCCCUGCCGAAGGAUGCGAAGCGGCAGCUACAUCAAGGCCAUGGGGGACGAUGACAGCGUCGACUCCGACAUCAGCCCCAAGGCCACACCUAAAAACGCCCUGCUCGCCCAGAGAGAGGCCUUCCGACGAUCCGUCAGCAUGGACCAACACCCUUCCACCCGGACCAUGCCCAAGAGCCACGGCCGUACCCACAGCUGCUCACACGCACAGAUGGGAGAGUCGAUGUGCGAGUCUGUUUUUGGGGAGCUGGGGGAGUCGCAGGCCGUGGAGGCCCUUGACUUGCCGGGGUGCUUCCGAACCCGCAGCCACAGCUACGUGCGCGCCAUCCAGGCUGGCGUCUCCCAUGACGACGACUGUCUGCCCGUGUUCUCCCUGUCCGGCCCCCAAGGUGGGGCUAAAGGUGCAGCAGUGUUCCCCCACAAAAGGAAGGUGCCUCCUCCCCUCCCUCCCAGGAUGUCCAAGCCCCAGCUGUCUGUGACUGCACAAAGCAGCACAGAGUCCACCCAGGACGCCUACUUCCAGUCCACAGGGCAGCCAGCUCCCAGACGCCACAGACAGCACAGCAACUCUGUGGACGGCGUAGAGGGAGGUGGGGGCCGGUCGUCCAGGAGCGGGUAUUACCCGGGGCCGGGAAUGGGGCACGUGAAUCAGCACAGCAAUUCCGCAGAGAGCCUCGAUGGGACCAGGGGGCCCCAGGAUGCCUGCAUCCCGGGGAGAGGGCCGGGGUCAAUGAGGCCCAAGCACAGCAACUCUGCAGACAACCUGCUGGAGAGCGGCGGCGGGGGCCGGGGGAUGCGGGAACAGGCCAUAGGCUCUCUGGGAAAGUCUAUUUCCCUCCCUCACAACGGGAAAGGCGGCAUGAGAGCCCAGGACGAGCGCACACAGGAUGGGCAUGCGCGGAAGUGGAGGCCGUCCAUCGCCGUGCAGGUGGACAGUUCGGAGAAUCUCUCUGACUCAGACCCGGAGGGUAGGGCUUUGAGGGAGAUGCAAUCCAUCGGUGUCCAGGUGGAAGACGACAAGAGGCGCGGGCGAUUCCGGCGCUCCAGCAGCGUGAUGGCGAGUGUGCAGGCAGACCUGGAGAGGGAGGAGUUCCAAGGGAGGGGUAUUUCCUCGCAGUUUGGCGGCUCCUUCCAGCGCCACACCUCAGAACCGGCGGAGCCCCGUACUGUCCAUACGCAGAACCAGUGGGCCUACCACGACAACUACCGUCACCCCAACGAGCCCUGCCACGUCCCCGCCCACGCCCCCGGCCACUCCCGCUCCCCGACGCCCCUGGCCUCGGAGCACGGCUGGCCCGAGGGCCCCCACAGCCUGCCCGGCUCCGCCCGUGCCUCACCCUACCCCCGUGACGCAGAGUUCUUCCUCCGCCUGCUGCACACGGAGGUGGAGAGGGUGGAGGGCUGGUGCCAGGCGUUUGAGAGGGAGGCAGAGGAGAGGGAACUGCCUGAGGAGGCACUGGCUCAGAUCCGCAGCGCCGUGGGGAGUGCCCAGAUGCUCAUGUCUCAGAAAAUCCAACAGUUCUUCAGACUGUGCCAGCAGAGCCUGGACCCGUCGGCACACCCCCAGCCAACCCCUCAGGAUCUGGCAGAGCUCUGGGACCUCCUACAGCUGGCCAUCGAGGAGGUGCGCCUCAAUUUCCAGGAGCUGCAGCGCCUCAAGGACUCAGGCUGGCGGCUGAAGGUGAGAGGGGUGCCGCCGCCCCAACCUGCCGAGGAUAAGAGUAUCCCUCCCCCUUUACCAAAGAAGCCGAGCGGGGGCGUGAGUGGCAGCAGAGGACGUGGUGGGGGGGACAUGGGCGUGGCCCGAGAGGUCCCCGCCCUCCCGGCGCGGGAGAAGUCUCUGGACCUGGGAGACCGUCAGGGCCAGGACCCACAGGGGCGGCUGCUGCAGGCCAAGCGGGCCCACUCCUUCCGCCAGAACUCUGCUACCGAAAGCGCAGACAGCAUCGAGAUCUACAUCCCUGAAGCACAGACCCGUUUCUGAGCCCCGGCCCAAACCCCACGCGUGCACACACUCGCAUAAGCUCACACACGCUC